Plenodomus lingam JN3 is the source of this 1695-nucleotide messenger RNA. RefSeq lists its product as uncharacterized. Lineage: Eukaryota; Fungi; Ascomycota; Dothideomycetes; Pleosporales; Leptosphaeriaceae. Gene Ontology annotation, biological process: karyogamy involved in conjugation with cellular fusion; nuclear membrane fusion involved in karyogamy. Gene Ontology annotation, cellular component: endoplasmic reticulum membrane. The record is from RefSeq and is a predicted model, not a curated record.
AUGACCAUGAUGAUCUCUUUGUUCUCGGUGACUGUCGCUCAAUACUACUCUCCGCCAGCAGAUGCAGCACUCACUGUCAACGUGGAUGCUCUCUUUCGAUACACUACCUCAAGAAAUCAAAAGGUCAUCACGCAAGCUGUCGAUUUUGUCAUUUCGAUGCAGAAUGCACCAACAUGUACUCGCAUGGCCGCUUCACAUUUGAUGAGUGAAUGCAAGCUUCUCGAGAAUGCACCUGACUUCGCCAAAUCUCGGCCGGAGGCAUACUUGGACAACGUCAAGACGGAGUACGCUGCUAAGCUGGCUGUAUGCGAGCUACUCAGUGCUCAGCCGAGCAACCCCAUCCCGCCUCUACACUGUGAAAUCCUUGUCCCGACCUCGAAGGCCUGCAGUACGGGCGGAAGUUGGUGGCAUGCCAAAGCAGAGGUCUCGAGCGACAAACAGUGCUAUCCAGAAUUCAAGGAUUUUCAAUACACGCAAUGUCUGAAAACUCUGCAAUCAACACCGCAGUUUUGGACGUCCUUCAGCAAUGCUCGACAGAAUGCUGUAAUUAUGUGCCAAGCUAGUAGGGACGCCAUAGAACGAGAGAACCACUUAGAGAUGUUUAAGAACUUGACGCAAGUUCUCGGCGUUGUGACAUCGACCAUGCAAAAGACAACGGAAGACUAUGACACUUUGAUCAAAGAACAGUCCCGCUUCUCUAGAGAGACUCAGGAGUCUCACAUCCAGCUGCAGGAGAACAUCCGCGCAAUGCAAGAAAAGGCUGUGACAACUGUUGGAGCACUCGACGAGAAGUUUCACAAUUUCAUGGACGUUUCGAUCUCCGAGCUCAUCACUGCCUUGGCUGAGAGCCAGACCGCCGAAAUAGCACAGAUUCACGAGAAGAUGCAAGAUUUCUCACAGGAUCUCAUGGUGGAAAGUUCCCAGCUUGCCAAGUUGUUUGCUGGAGAACUACAGCAGUAUCACGAGCGUGCGUUGUACAGUCUACACACCAACCAUCAAGCGCAAGUGGAAAGCUACAAUACUUUGUCGGGCCACAUGACUGCCGUACAGGAUACCGUCAACCAAACCAGCGACAUUGCCAACUCAUCUCUUGCCAAGAUCUACAGUAUCGCGGAGAGGCUGGACAUUUUCGAGAGCCAGACAGAACAUAUUGCAGAAGGCUUUGCCUUUCUGAGUGCUAUACCUGGGCUGGCCACACUCCUGGUCCGUAGAUGUGUAAUUACUCUCGCCAUACUUUUCCUCCUUGCCACACUCUAUAAAUUGAAUGCAAAGGUUGCGACAUAUGUUGCGGGUGCAUCCAGCUCAGCAUUCUUCCUUCAUACCUGCGGCAUAUUCGACUGGCUCGGCACCUUUCCUUCUCGCGUCUCAGACUUGAAUGCUCAGCGUUCCUUUCCAUCCGCAAUCACCCUGACAUCUGCACAAAAGGGUGCCGGCAUCGUCCUCUUGCUGUGGCUGAGUGCCUACCCUGUCGCUUGUGUCAACUCAUAUAUUGGAUCCGUCCUAACGGUUCUGCUUCGACGGAUCUUCAGUCCAUUGUGGUUCCGUCAGUACCACAACCAAGGCGGUACGGGCACGCUCCCUCGGAUCGAGAUUCCUCAAUCGCCAGUCGGCCACCAGUACGACAAACACGGCGAGUCUGACUUUGAUUACGUUGAAAGGCCUGGGGCUGCAAAGACUGGCUUAAUCGCGGUGUGA